Messenger RNA from Venustampulla echinocandica, 465 nucleotides. Its product is annotated as D-tyrosyl-tRNA(Tyr) deacylase. The record is from RefSeq and is a predicted model, not a curated record. Gene Ontology annotation, biological process: tRNA metabolic process. Bases 1 to 465 code for a protein of 154 amino acids. Gene Ontology annotation, molecular function: D-tyrosyl-tRNA(Tyr) deacylase activity. The transcript is spliced from 7 exons. Gene Ontology annotation, cellular component: cytoplasm. Lineage: Eukaryota; Fungi; Ascomycota; Leotiomycetes; Helotiales; Pleuroascaceae.
AUGAAAGCAAUACUUCAGCGAGUUCUCUCAGCCUCUGUCACAGUUGACAAGCAGCUUGUCUCAUCAAUUGGCAAAGGGGUUCUAGUCUUUGCGGCUAUCGCGCCUGGCGAUACAGAGAAGGAUGUAGAUACUCUUGCCUCGAAGGUCUUAAAGAUGCGUUUGUGGGAUGAUGAAGCAGGAGGCAGGUGGAAGCAAAAUGUUCAAGAUAUAAAUGGAGAAGUUCUCUGUGUCUCUCAAUUUACAUUGCUCGCAUCAACUAAGAAAGGAUUCAAACCCGAUUUCCACGGAGCUCUAGGAGGGAGCGAAGCUAAGCAGUUAUACGAACUAUUUGUUUCAAAGGUCCAACAAGGUUAUAUGCCUGAUAGAGUCAAAGAUGGUGUAUUCCAAGCCAUGAUGGAGGUUGCAUUAGUCAAUGAUGGCCCCGUCACAUUAGAGUUGUCGGUGGGACAAGUUGGGCAGAAAUGA